AUGGAGACCUUAUGGAAUUUAGAGGACAGAUUGAACCUCACGACUCGAAAGGCCGUCUCGUUUUUCGCAUGCACGGCUCUACUAACGUUCGGCGUGUGCCUAACCAUGGUUUAUUUUCGGAGGAAAAUCCUCGACUCGCGCGCUAGCAUUCACCAAGAGCCAUGCACGAACGAGCCAUUGGACAGGCAAAGGCAUUUUGGCCGGUGCUCGGUGGUUCGGGCCUUGAUGCAGGCCCUUCGGUGGAGCGGGCCGAGCUCGUGGGCUAGCGGGCUUAGGGGGAGCCGGAGGUCGGAGGCUCCAACUUCCCUUCUGGUGAAGAAGUGUAAUAUCGCGGGUGAUGUGGGGUGGCAGAGCAAUAACUCGACUUCCGCGGUUUGGAAAAAGCCGAUACUUAUGGGGGAAAAGUGCGAAUUCCCGAGAUUUAGUGGGCUCAUUUUGUAUGACGAGAGGGGCGCGCCACUUGAUCAGCAGGGUGAGCUAGGGACUCUGCAUAAACAGGAGAUUUCAGCUGCAGCAGUGAGAACUACUCUAAGGGACUUGUUGUGA
Striga hermonthica is the source of this 546-nucleotide messenger RNA. The record is from the annotation of a GenBank genome assembly. Lineage: Eukaryota; Viridiplantae; Streptophyta; Magnoliopsida; Lamiales; Orobanchaceae.